AUGGCUGUGGGAAGUGGGAAGUGGAAGGCAGGAGGCGGGAGCGGCCUCCCCGCAGACCCAGACGUGCAGAUCUUUGUGCAGAUCCCGACUGGCAAGACCAUCACCCUCAUGGUUGAGCCCAGUGACACUACUGAGAUCGUCAAAGCUAAAAUCCAGGGCAAGGAGGGCAUCCCGUCCGACCCGCAGCGUCUGAUUUUUGCAGGCAAACAGCGGGAGGGCGACCGCACUCUCUCAGACUGCAGUACUGAGCAAGAGCCCACCCUGCACGUGGUGCCUCGCCUGCAGGGCGGCCUCCUGGAGCCUUCCCUCUGCCACCGGAAGUACACCUGCCACCAGGUGACCGCCUGCCGCAAGUGUUGGCCCCACCGGCACCGCAGCGCUGUCAACCGACUGAAGAAGUGCGGCCACGCCAGCAACUUGCGCCCCGAGAAGAAGAUUAAAUAA
Artibeus jamaicensis (Jamaican fruit-eating bat) is the source of this 444-nucleotide messenger RNA. Its product is annotated as ubiquitin-like. The record is from RefSeq and is a predicted model, not a curated record. NCBI's taxonomy places the organism in Eukaryota, Metazoa, Chordata, Mammalia, Chiroptera, Phyllostomidae. Gene Ontology annotation, molecular function: protein tag activity; ubiquitin protein ligase binding; structural constituent of ribosome. Gene Ontology annotation, cellular component: nucleus; ribosome; cytoplasm. Gene Ontology annotation, biological process: protein ubiquitination; translation; modification-dependent protein catabolic process.